AUGUCACAAAUAAGCACGAGUAUCGGCAAAAUCCUCGACGCUGUCCCGCAUCUCCGUCGAGGACCGGGAGGCGUGGUGGGCGUCGUCAAGGAUGGCGAAUGCAUUGGACUGCGAGCAUGGGGAUAUGCAGAUCUCGAUCAAUGCAUUCCCAUGACCACGAAGACGAUUUUUCCGAUAUGCUCGAUCUCGAAACAGAUGGUCUGUCUAGCCAUGGUAUCGCUGUUGAAGAAUCCCACGGCAGCCAUGACCGCCCGAAACGAAGAAACGAAUAAGCAGUUCGACCAAGAAUUGAAGCGACUGCUACCAAACCUGGAUGUCAGCGAACUCAAGUUGGCGGAUCUAUACAACAUGCAGUCCGGUAUACGAGACUACUGGGCGAUGACAACACUCUGGGGUGCGAGACCAGACGGCCAAUUCUCCUUACUGCACGAUGCAGACGAGGCUCUCAAACGAAUCAAAUCAUUCCACUUCAAGCCAGGCACCGAGUACUCCUACUCAAACGUCAAUUUCCACGUCCUCGGCCGCAUACUGGAGAAUGUUUCGGGCAUGUCACUCGCUCAGCUCCUGGCCGAGAGACUCUUCAUCCCUGCUGGAAUGACCACGGCUUCAUUGAACCCUAACACUUAUGGUCUACCACUGCCAAUCGUUGGGUACGAAGGAACUGAGAAAACGGGGUACUUCGCAGCAACGAACCGGAUUGAGUGGGCUGGCGACGCGGGGAUCGCAGCUUCUUUGGAGGACAUGGUUGCUUACGAGAAGUACCUCGACCGCAGUCUAUCGGAGUCUGAGAGCUUUUAUACCGAGUCUUCACAAGCACAGAAGUUUCGCGAUGGCAAGGCUGCUGCUUAUGGGUAUGGUCUUGCACGCUUCGAGAUUGCUGGAAAGCAGGCUAUCGGGCAUGGCGGUGCACUGCGAGGAUUCAAGCAUGAGCGAUUGCAGAUACCGUCUGAGCGGCUAUCGGUGGUGGUCAUGCACAACUAUGAGACGCCCCCUAACGUACCUGCCGAGUAUGUUGUGAAGCAGAUGGUCGGGUUCAAGGAGCCUGAGCACCCUGAUCUAGUAGCCGAUGGUGAGUGGAAAGGUGACUAUCUUGAUCCAGAUACGCAACUCUGCAUCUCCGUGAAGGAUGGAGACCGAGAGAAGCCGAAUACCUUAGGCAUCAGUUACGGCCCGGGCACAGGCGAAGAAGCCGUCACUUUGACCUCUGAGCACGAAGCUGCGUCCGACUCCAUGAAGCUGAAGCUUGAAGGCGAUACUCUUCACGUCCAGCGCCUGAAUGAGAACAGAACCUUGAAAGCCUCGAGGCUCCCUCCAUUGACCGAAGAUGAUCUAGCCAGUACCGUAAGCUCAGACUAUACCGGAACCUACCACUGCGAUGAAUCAGAAAGUACUUUUAACGUAACCGGCGACCACGGUACACUGUACGGCUCAUUCGACGGCUUCCUUGGCAAAGGUCCUGUCUGGCUCAUGAGAAGAAUUGGAAAGGACAUCUUCUUGCUAGGCAACCCGCGAGGUCUUGAUUCCACUCCUCCGGGUGACUGGACAGUGGUCUUCAGUCGGAAGGAUGGUGAGAAAGUGGAGGGCUGUACAGUUGGCUGUUGGUUGGCAAGGAAUGUGGCGUAUGUCAAGAAGUGA
Messenger RNA from Recurvomyces mirabilis, 1635 nucleotides. RefSeq lists its product as uncharacterized. The transcript is spliced from 2 exons. NCBI's taxonomy places the organism in Eukaryota, Fungi, Ascomycota, Dothideomycetes, Mycosphaerellales, Teratosphaeriaceae. The record is from RefSeq and is a predicted model, not a curated record. The coding region runs from base 1 to 1635 and encodes 544 amino acids. Gene Ontology annotation, molecular function: aminopeptidase activity.